UUCCCCGCUCCGGCCAGACGAGGCGCAAGUGGGGCUGGGGAACCGGGCAGCCGAGCCCGGGACUGCUCCUAAGCUCUGAAGUCGGCCUCGUUGCUUGAUCCGGUGUCUGAAAUGCUCCAGAAAUCCCGACCUCUGCUCCAGGCUCCGGAUGUAGGCCAGCAAAUGGGAACACUGCUGAUGCAUCCGGUGCUGAAGGCUUUUGUAUGUGGUUCCAUCAGUGGGACCUGCUCUACGCUUCUAUUCCAGCCCCUAGACCUGAUCAAAACCCGGCUGCAAACCUUGCAGCCAUCCAUCAAUGGGUCACAUCGUGUGGGGAUGGUUGCUUUGCUCUUUAGAGUUGUUCGCACUGAAAGCCUCCUGGGGCUCUGGAAAGGGGCCUCUCCAUCCUUUGCAAGAUGCAUCCCUGGGGUUGGAAUUUACUUCAGCACCUUGUACAUGAUGAAGCAGAAGUUUUUCAUGGAUUGCUCCCCCACAGCUCUAGAGUCGGUCUUUCUGGGAGUAAGCUCUCGCACAGUAGCAGGGGUUUGCCUGCUUCCCAUAACCGUAGUAAAGACACGGUAUGAAAGUGGAAAGUAUGGCUACAGGAGUGUGUAUGGAGCCCUGAGGAAUAUCUAUCGAACAGAAGGAGCUCAUGGCUUGUACAGUGGGCUGACAGCAACACUCCUGCGGGAUGCACCUUUCUCGGGCAUCUACUUGAUGUUCUACACACAGACCAAAAAAAUCACUCCUCAGGAUCAGUUGGAUCCAGCCCUCAUCCCCUUAGUGAACUUCAGCUGCGGGAUCUUUGCAGGAAUCCUGGCUUCUUUGGCUACGCAACCUGCUGAUGUUAUCAAAACUCACAUGCAGUUGUCACCUGAAAAAUACCGCUGGACAGGCCAAGUCAUUGCCUUAAUAUACAAGGAUUAUGGAUUGGUUGGCUUCUUCCAUGGUGGCGUCCCACGUGCUCUGCGGCGUACUUUGAUGGCAGCAAUGGCAUGGACUAUAUAUGAACAGAUGAUGGAAAAAAUGGGUCUGAAAUCUUGAAUGACUCAUUGUGCAGGAGUUCAGCCUACCCCCUUUUUCUGGCUUACCAUGAUCAGCUAGCAAGACUGGUGAUUUCCCAGCUCCACAGCGGAUGAGAUUUGCUUAGUCAUGGAUGGGGGAGUGACGUGUGACUUCUGAUACAGGAGUGUAGAUUGAAAAUCUUUCCCAUCUGACACAGGUGCAAGUAGAGGAAAGAUGGAUUUGAUCUUUGUAUCCCUGAGUAAAUCAUUCCAGGAAGACUGUACUAUUACACUUCCUUGGGAGAUGGACAGUU
This is a messenger RNA of Gavialis gangeticus (Gharial), 1297 nucleotides long. It is a transcript of the gene SLC25A38, whose product is annotated as solute carrier family 25 member 38. Lineage: Eukaryota; Metazoa; Chordata; Crocodylia; Gavialidae. Gene Ontology annotation, biological process: glycine import into mitochondrion. Gene Ontology annotation, cellular component: mitochondrion; mitochondrial inner membrane. Bases 112 to 1023 code for a protein of 303 amino acids. Gene Ontology annotation, molecular function: glycine transmembrane transporter activity. The transcript has 7 exons. The record is from RefSeq and is a predicted model, not a curated record.